Molecule: messenger RNA, 3786 nt
Organism: Megalobrama amblycephala (Wuchang bream)
Lineage: Eukaryota; Metazoa; Chordata; Actinopteri; Cypriniformes; Xenocyprididae
Gene: slc16a10
Product: solute carrier family 16 member 10
Exons: 6
Coding region: 285-1754 (489 amino acids)
Biological process (GO): transmembrane transport
Molecular function (GO): monocarboxylic acid transmembrane transporter activity
Source: RefSeq, a predicted model, not a curated record
AAGCAUGUACAGGAGAGUCACUGCGGCCAGAUGCAGAUGUUGCAUUCCUGCAGGUCCGUCAUGCGCGUGUCAGUGCAGGACAGAUGUGCUUCAUCACAGCUUCUCCAGGAGGAGUCUUCAUCUGAUCGCUCUCGGGCGGUGGGUCUGUAGCCCCGCCUCCUGCAGCUCAUCUAUAUUUAUAGGUUAUUGCUACAGUAGUCAGUCAGCCAGUGUAACAGUCAUCUGCUUUCACACCGGACUCAAACGCAUCUCAGGCUGUCAGUGGAGAUCCAGACAGGAGCAGCAUGACUGAGACUCACUCCGAGCCGACUCAAGACGCCGCGCCGACGGACGCGCUGAAUGCCGCGGACGCGCCGGAGGAGAAGCAGGAGAACGGCGGCUGUAAACUCUCGGAGAGCGAGGAGAAAGCGCCGGCGGAGUUCGAGCCCCCGGAGGGCGGCUGGGGGUGGGUGGUGAUGCUGGCCUCCAUGUGGUGCAACGGCUCGGUGUUCGGCAUCCAGAACGCGUUCGGGAUCUUGUUUGUGUCGCUGCUGAAAGAGUUCGGCUCCGAGCACGACGACGACCUCCGCUUCAAAACAGCAUGGGUCGGCUCUCUCUCGAUGGGCAUGAUCUUCUUCUGCUCUCCGAUCGUCAGUGUGUUCACCGAUCUGCUCGGGUGCCGGAUCACGGCUGUUGGAGGGGCUGCGGUGGCGGUCGUGGGACUUUUGGCCAGUUCCUUCGUCACGUCUCUCGGGCCAUUAUACUUCACCUAUGGCAUAGUCUUUGCAUGCGGCUGCAGUUUUGCGUAUCAGCCGAGUCUGGUGAUCCUGGGUCACUACUUCAAGCGGAGACUGGGCCUGGUGAACGGCAUCGUGACGGCGGGCAGCAGCGUCUUCACCAUCACGCUCCCGUAUAUGCUGUCAGGCCUGCUGGAACGCAUAGGGCUCUACCACACGCUGCGUGUGCUGGCCAUCUUCAUGUUCAUCCUCAUGCUGGCGGGACUGACCUACAGACCCCUCCUUCCCAAACCCGUCAGCAGCAGCAAGUCAGGCAGCCGCUGUCCCGCGCCCAACAAGGUGUUUAACGUACACAUCUGGAGGUCUCUUGGAUACCGCAUAUGGGCCUUUGGGAUCCCUGCGGCCCUGUACGGAUACUUUGUGCCUUAUGUUCAUCUGAUGAAGCAUGUAGAGGAGCGCUUUGGAGUGGAGGCUAACAAAGAGGUUCUGCUCAUGUGUAUCGGCAUCACGUCUGGAGUGGGUCGUCUCAUCUUCGGCAGAGUGGCGGACUAUGUGCCCGGAGUCAACAAAAUCUUCCUGCAGGUGUCUUCGUUCAUGGUGAUCGGCGUGAUGUCCAUGAUGAUUCCUCUGUGUCAUGUGUUCGGCGGGCUGAUCGCCGUGUGUCUGCUCAUGGGCCUGUUCGACGGCUGCUUCAUCUGCAUCAUGGCUCCCAUCGCUUUUGAGUUGGUCGGCUCCCAAAACGUGUCGCAGGCCAUCGGCUUCCUCCUGGGCAUGAUGUCCAUCCCCAUGACUGUCGGGCCGCCCAUUGCAGGGUUCCUGAGAGACCGUCUGGGCGACUAUAACGUGGCGUUUUACCUGGCUGGCAUUCCUCCGCUCAUCGGCGGGGCCGUGCUGUGUGUGAUCCCGUGGGUGGAGGCCCGGAGGAAGAGGAAAGAGGCCGAAGCCGCGGCCGAAACCACAGAGAAGAUGCUGGAGCACAAGAUCGGCGCACAGGACGACAAGGACGCCAAGACCGAAGACCCUGAAUCUGUCAUCUGAGGAACCUGCGGGUCAGACAUUCACAGCGCAGAGACUGACAGACGUGUGUGUUCAGAGGGUUUAUGUGAUUUUAUAUCCCUGCAGGAACUGCCAUCAAACAGGGCUUCUACGUGAAUGUGAUUCUUGAGCUAUGCAUCUUUCAGAAAGUUUCCUAUAAUAUUUUUGUACUGAACUUUUAGGGUUUAAAAGGGAAAUGGUGUAACAUGAACAAUCAUUCAUGAAGAAGGGAAGCCCUGAAACCUUCAUCCUGAGAGGAGAUUCAUAGGAUCUUAUUGUAUGUUUCCUUUAUUCUUAUAAUCUAGCAUCAGACUAUAAUAUUAAUGAUAUUGUUUUAAAUGGGAAAGUCAGCCAUAUGUAUUCAUUUCUUCCUGUUCUGGAAUGAUUUGAAGGAUGUUUUUGCAGAUGAGCGCUUUAUAAGAGAUGCCAUGAGUAAUAUGCAAUUAUCUAAGAUAUAUUUCCAAUAACAUUGAGGAAACUUUGAUGUGAAGUGCGGAUAGAAAUGAUCAUACAAGCAAAGUGAGUCUGUUAAAGUGCCUUGUUUUGGUCUGAUGAAGGUGUCGAAGCGUCCCAGUGUUCUCCUCGAGCGAAGAGUGUUUUAUGGCAUCUGUGUUUGAUCAUUUACAUGUGCAGAUAUCGGCAUAUUAGUAUUGAAAUGAACUGGGAUUGUUUUCUAUGCAGUGAAGUUGAAAUGUUUUUAUUUUUUUUUUUUUAUCAGUGCUAUAGAAUCUGUAGUGUUCAUUGGUUAGAUUGAGCCAAUUUUUGCCAUUUUGAUCUCAGAGUUUUCCACUGCCAUCGAGGCCUUGCCUGAAAAAUGAAGCACGUAUGCAGAAUCAUUUUAUUUUAUCGCUUUUUAGUAUGAAUGUCCUCUGAUUCCUAGUCACAGACGUGACACAUAUGGCAGCGUGUUUCCUCAGGACAGUCGUCAGAUGAUCAGAUGAUCAGUCCAUUGAUCCAUAGGAGUAUUAAUCUGGUCAUGUGAUCUACCUCAGUUGACAUUAGUCUUCAAAUGUUUCUCUGAGGAUCAUAAACUCAGCUUCACCAAAUGCUUGUGUAACUUUUCACGUAUCCCAUGUUUCUUUUGUAUUUUUAUGAGUAUUAUUACUUGUGUUUCACAAAUGAAUUGCAACAACCUUUAUUAGUGCCUUGACAAUAUUAUUAUUGGACAGAUGAACAGGUUCCAAACAAUGGAUUUCAUUCGUUUCAGUAGAAAACAAAAUUAAUAUUUCACAGGGCAAAGCUUGAUCUUUUCUGACACUCAGUAGUGAUAGGCGUAUGUUAACUUCAGUGGUUUAUUCAAUUCUCUUUGGUUUGAAAACAUUUCCAUGUUUUUGGGCAAAAUUAUCUCUUUUUUACUUUUUGUACAUGGUCUUUUUUGUAUAUAUAUUUUUUUAUUUAUACUGUUCAUGUAAAUCAUUGUUGCACACCAAACCAGAAAAGGCUCUGCUUCAUGUAACCUCAUAUUUUGCAGUAUAAAUAUGGACUGGUUUUGAUGAGAGCUGCAGUGAUUUACUCAGGGUAAUACUACAUGUAAAAUAACUUGUAAAGUUUCUCCAGGCCUCAGCUAAACACCAAAUAUACUGACUUCAGUUCUUGAAAACUUAGUGUCCAUCUAUUUGUGAUUGUAAUAUUUAAAAAAAUACAUUUACCGAAUAAGUACCAAAGGAAAUAUGGUUGCACUUUAUUUUAUAGUAUGUGCACUUACAGUGUUAUUGUAAUGACUACACCGAGUUCAAGUAUCUACAUGACUGAACAGGACUGUAAAAUAAAGUGCUACCAAAAAUAGUUUAAUAAACUUUUAGUCUUAUGAAAACAUUUCUCUGUGUAUAAUCUCAAUGCAGAUGGUUGAAUAUAUAUGUUAUGAUUCUACAGUUUCAUUUUAGUCACCUUGAUCUGAUAACUUGCAUGAUUAUAGCUUGUUAUAUUUUGUUGUAUGUACAGCAACUCGGUAUAAAUAAAUAUGACAAUAAAGAAAACAUUUAUUAAUUUUAUUAAUUAAAUGUUUGUAUUGUUAUUAAAGGUUUUCAGAAAAUUA